UUUCAACUAGAAUCAUAGUUUCGUUUGUGCUUGAUCUUUGUUGUCUCUAUUCGAUCGAAGACUUCUCUCACUCGCUGAAUUCUACUUCUCGUUGAUCCCAAAACAUUGCAUCCACUUCGUUGACGCGAAUGCGACCAAGAUGCCGAGAAUGGAGGACAUUCUGAACCUUCCUGUGCAAGAUCCUCUUUGUACAGAGUUUUCUGCUGCUCACAUAAAUUGGGUUAGAUUGGAAGGUGGUCGCCAAGGUGGUGAUGAUAUUGCUCUCAUACCUUUUGCCAGAGUUGAUGAUUUUGUCAAAGGGGAAUCUUCCAAUCCCGAAUGCCCUGCGAGUUUUCGCAUAGAAUCAAGAAGGAAGCGACCUGAAGGAAGCAUUGCCAAACCAAGGGUUGAUGGUUACCUUGAAUACACUCUAUUUGGCUAAUAGGCAAUGUGAAACUAUGCAUUGAUAUUUAGAUACUGGUGUUCUUAUGGUCCCGAAGACUACAGAGACACUGACUCAGGCGUAGGGGAUGGUAUGAGCUCCAAGCCUGCUUCAGGGAAGGGGAGCAGGCCCGGGCGGCGUCACAUGAUGAGAGGGUGCCUUUGCCAUUUCACUAUUAAAAGACUGUACACCAGACCUCUCCUUGCACUUAUCAUAUAUAACCAAAAAAGGCACGUAGAUAAAUCAGGGUCACCAUGUCAUGGAUUGCUUGACAGGGAUGCGGUGGGGACGAGAGCUAUGUAUGCUCCACGAAUUUCAGAUGAGUUACGCCAGAAAGUGAUGUCUUUGCUUUAUGUUGGAAUAUCUUUGGAUAAGAUAGUACAGCACCAUUCAGAGGAGAUGCAGAAGCUAGGUGGGCCCCAAAACCGUGAUGAUUUUCUCACUCGAAAUGAUGUGCGUAAUAUGGAAAGGACUAUUCGUAAUUCUUCACAUGAGCUACACGAAAAUGAUGAACGCAGUGUAAAGAUAUGGGUUCAGAGGCAUCAGAAGCAUGUUUUCUAUUUUCAAGAUAAGUCAGUUUCAGAACCAUUUGUGUUGGGUAUACAGACAGAUUGGCAGCUGGAACAAAUGCUCCGUUAUGGAAAUAAUAGUUUAAUUUCGCUUCAUUCAGGUUUUGGCUUGAAAAAGCUCAAGUAUCCUCUAUGUUCUUUACUUGUUUUCAAUUCAUCCCAAAAUGCAAUUCCGGUUGCCUGGAUCAUCACCUCUUCUUUUGUUGGUAAAUCUAUUCAUAAGUGGAUUGUAUCGCUAUCUGAAAGAUUACGAUCAAAGGAUCCCAGAUGGAGGCCGAAUGCUAUUUUGUUGGAUGAUCCAUCUUUGCAAUUUUCUAUCAUAAGAGAGGCUUUCCAGUGUCGCAUCCUGUUAUGUGCCUGGCAUGUUCGCCGUGCUUUGGUUAAAAAACUCCUCAAAAAAUGCUGCAACUUUGAGGUGCAACGCGAGAUGUUUAUGCAUUUGGAAUGGAUUCUGUACUGUACAAAAUGUGGGCCAAAUGCUAUGGAUUCUCUUGAAGAGUUUAUGCAAAUUUUUGUUGACCAGUGUGCCUUUAUGGACUAUUUCAAGAACCAUUGGCAAUCUAGAAUAGAUAUGUGGAUUGAUGCCAUAAAAUCAUUCCCGGUGACAAACCCUGAGCCCCAUGCUGCAAUAGAAUCCUAUCAUCUAACAUUAAAAUCUAUGCUUCUGAAGGAGGAUUAUGGUAAUUUCUGGCUAAGAGUUGACUGGUUAAUCCAUGCUUUAACUACUGAAUUUCACUCGUCAUACUGGUUGACUCAGUACAGUUUAGAGACAGGAUAUUUUGAGAAUCUAAGGGACAAUUCUUUCUCCUCUAAUGCUUGGAAUCAUGCUCUUCGUAUUCCUGAUGUUGAUGUGAUGCUGGAUGAGCAAAAUCUCCAUCUUGCCAAAGUUUUAUCCCAGACUGACAGAAGUUUGGUAUAUACAGUUUGGAAUCCUGGUUCAGAAUUUUCACUUUGUGAUUGUUCCUGGUCUAGGUUGGGAAACCUCUGUAAACAUGUCAUCAAAGUGGCAAAUUUCUGUAGACAUCGGCAGGUUGCAAAACCAUCAUUGUCUGCUCAUGUUUAUAAACAGACUUUGCUCACCCUUCUCCAAAAUCCUCCUGAUGAUCCUUUAGUUCUGGACCAUACUGUACUACAUGUGGCCCGUUUGCAACAAGACAUUAAGGCCUUGAAAGACUUGUCCAACAGUGGAUUGCUCCAGCCUAUAUCUGUUGAUUUAAGUUCUCAAAUGGCUGAAAAUCCUCUGCUUUUUCAACGCAUCCAGUGACUGGCCCGUUUUGAAAAUAGAUUGACUAUGUUGGGGUUGAAGCUCAUUUUCAUGCUUAUCCACUUGAGGCUAUGUCAUGGCUUGUUAUCCUUAGGCAAUGAAUUUGCAAGGAUAAAAAAAUGAUGUAAUAUUGCUUGUAAGGAGGUGCCCAUUCCAGAACUGUUCAGUUUACGAAACCAGAAGAAUUUUUGCAAAAAGAUUCUUGACCUUCCAAAUACAGCGUAGAGUGGAGUUCGUGCCAUGGUUGUUGGAAGUUUGAGGAAGCUUCUCCAAUGCAUAUUUAAGGCUGUUAUCUGGCAGGCUCAAUAUUUGUCAGAUGUUUUUCCCUAUUUUGGGGAGGAUGACCUCCAGAGUGCCAAAAGAAAUGAAAAGGAACGAACAAAACAGUCAGGGUCUUGUUGAGGUUGUUAACAUGCAUUCAGACGUCAAUGCAGAUCAAACCAUCAUGCCGUCAGUGUAAGCAAUCAAAUCUAAUAUAACAAAACUAUAUUAAUGUUUUGUUUUAUAUUCACUAUACAUUGUUUGUGUGUGUACAAUAAUGACAAGAAGGUUUGAAUUUAGACCCUCAUUCAUACUACCUAAACCCCUACUGCCAGACUGAGCAUAAUGGGUUAUGAUCUCUAUAAUCCUAUAUCACUUGCGUGCCCUGAAGGUAGCUACAGACAAGAAUUCAAGUUCAUGCUACAGAAUAGAGAAAGAAGUUAUUCAUGCUUGAUGAUGGGGCUUUGUAGAUAUUCCGUGACUAGAUGCAUUUCUUUCUGAGCUUUAAGUUGCUUUGAAAUCUACUACUGUGCUACAAUCGCCACCAAUUCUGUGGUGGUUGCCUGGCACCUACAUGGCGUGAUUGUUGAAGUAGAUUUUCACGUGGUUCCCAGGCUCCCCGCGACUUCGGUUAUGGUCUCUUGGUGGAGGAUACACAGGUGACAAAUCAUUAAACGUCACAUAACAAAAGGUGGAAAGAAAUGUAUAGAAAAAGACAUAUCCAUCCUACUUAAGUUCAACAAUAGCAUCAUUGAAAGAGAAAUUGCUAUAUCAAAAACGAAACUAGAAUUCUAUGGUUGAGGCAUCAACCAUUUGUACAGUUUCAUCAUAUCUGUUGAAAUUUCUAGUCACUGUUUUUCUCUCUAUCCAAGGGGAAACGCUCAUUUGGGAGCGUUUUGACUUGUUUAAGCCUUUUCUUAGAAUUUAUCUAAAAAGUGUAAAAAAAAGGUCGAUUAUUUCGGUA
Messenger RNA from Vigna unguiculata (cowpea), 3479 nucleotides. RefSeq lists its product as uncharacterized. Gene Ontology annotation, molecular function: zinc ion binding. The record is from RefSeq and is a predicted model, not a curated record. NCBI's taxonomy places the organism in Eukaryota, Viridiplantae, Streptophyta, Magnoliopsida, Fabales, Fabaceae.